This is a messenger RNA of Cylindrotheca closterium, 348 nucleotides long. Lineage: Eukaryota; Bacillariophyta; Bacillariophyceae; Bacillariales; Bacillariaceae. The record is from the annotation of a GenBank genome assembly.
AUGAGAUCUCCAAUUGCCUUCCUCCUUCUACUCCUCAUCUCUUCUGUGGCAGGAUAUGCUCGUCCAUCUUUUGUGACACCUUCGAGUCUUCGCAAAUCGGAUCCUCAGCGCUUGCUGCGACGUCAAAAUGAGUACGCUCAGCCCAACUCUCGGCGUGGUCCUGUUUCCAAGCCAAUUCCUGAGGCAGUCCACAAUACGCACCGUGUGGAGCUUCCUGGAAAGCACAAGGAUGGACCAUGGUUCACCAAGAAUCAGCACAAGAAGGAGAAGAAUAACAAGAAGGGCAAGAACGAGAAAAAUGACACCGGCGGACGAGCUUUUACGUAUGGCAAGGUCCCCAGAUGGUAA